UAUUCAGUUGUACGUACUACACGGUUAUUAUUACAAUACAUCGACUCACAGCCAGUCAGUCAGUGUCGUCGUUGCGCGCGACGAUGAUGCCGCGCCGCGAAGAGUAACACCAGCCGCGAAACCAGUGGUCUCGAAUUUGUUGUUUUCUCCUUUUUUGUGUCGCUCUAAAUGCGUUCGACGAUCGUGUCGCGGCUAUAUGCAUAAUAUACAAGCGUGUGCUUUUGUGUAAACAACGUCGCAUGCGAAUAAAUUACAUGCAUAAUACAUCGGAGUGCAGUGUGCAGAGAAGAAGAGGCGGUGUCGUGUGCGGGCGUUUUUCUAAAUGCAAAUAAAAGCUUUCGCUGUCAUCGCUGCUCGACGUGCCACAUAGCGAUAAAUACGCAGGAGGUACGGUGUAUUUCACACAAAAAAAUUAAGAAAGGAAAAGAAAAGUGACAUCCGCCGCAUAGCACGAGUAAAUAACAACAUUGUUAAAGUAUGAGUGUCUUUGGGGAUUUCCAAAAAGUCUGGGAAGACAGAUUCCCUGACAGUGCAUUGCCAUCUGCCUUAGAAGAGGAUGUUAGAGCUAAUCUGGUCAAGCACAAGCACAAGGUUCAAACACUAAGAGAGGAACUUGAAAAAGAAGAAUUUUAUGUUGAAUAUCUGGAAAGAUUAUUGGCAGAUGUAGAAAAACACAGAUUAGCUAAUCCUUCAACAACAUCUGAAUCCAAGGCUGCCGAUGCUGAUUCUCUCAAAAAGAAGCAUCUUCAGUCAUCUGAAACUAGUUCUUUAGAAAAAAAUUCACAUUCAGAGGAAGCUAAAGAUUCUGCUCCACCACUUCCAGCUAGAGAAGAUCUCAGUAAACUACAAGAUAAAUGUAUUAGUGAAUUAAGUUCAACUUUGAGUUCAAGCAAAAGACCAAAAAGCGAAAUACCAAGGAGUCCUGAAAAGAAAACUGACCAAAGUAGGAGAAACAGUGAUCCAGACGUUCCAAGUAACUAUAUCACUGUCAUUCAAGUUACAGGUAACACUAAAAAAGAUAAAAAUGACGAUACUGUAAAAGAAGAGGAUGAGAAAGAAUCCGAAAAGGCAUUAGAAGAUGCUGAGGAUGGCGAUGCUGAGGCAUCAGAAGAAGAACCUUAUUAUGAUUCAGUAGCUCUUGAUCAAACAGGAGAAUAUGUUUACAUUGAAGCUCAUGCUCCUGCAUUAGGAAGUAAUGGAAGAAAAGUUCAGUCAAGACGGCCACCUUCGCUUCCUGAUUCACCUGGAAAUCAAAAUAAUUAUGUCAACAUUGAUUACUUCAUACAACAUCGAGCAGCAAUGGACAGCGAAGAUGAAGAAAAUUCAACACCACCCAUCCUCUUACGCACCCUGAGCACCGAUAAUGAAACGGGAAGCAGCGACGCCGAACCAUUAAGUCUCAGUGAGGGUAGUUUAGAGUCGCCAACACCAACAACGCCCAGAAGACAAGAAAAAAGUAAAGAUGACGACAGAACUUCCAUGGUCAAGUGCAUUAUUGAUUCUGUAGUUGAAAGUGAAGCUAUUUAUGUGGAAUGCUUGGACGUCAUGAUACAGUACAUGAAAGCAAUUAACGCUACAGUGAACACAUCUCAGCCAGUCAUCUCGCAGGAUGAGUUCAAUACGAUUUUCUACAAAAUUCCCGAUUUACACAGGGUUCACCAAGAGUUCCUCGAAGAUUUGCGUAAAAAGCUCGACACAUGGGAUAACAAAACUUCAAUCGGAGAACAAUUCAAAGUAAUGGCAAGUAAGAUUCGUGAUUACGAGGCGUUCUUGCACAAUUACGCACGAGCUACAGAUACAGUACGACGUUGCUCAUCGCAAUCUUCGCAGUUCUCGGAAAUAACGCGUGACAUCAAGUUACGAGGCUCCCCGAAGGGUCCAGGCCUCUCACUCGAAGAUCUUUUACACAAACCAGUGGCUCGUGUUCAGAAGAAUGCCCUUGUCCUUCACGAUCUUUUAAAGCACACACCUCAAAGUCAUGCAGAUUAUGCACCUCUCUCGGAAGCGCUUGCGAUGACACGAAAUUUCCUUGAUGAAUUUAAUAUUGUGCAGACCAAAUUUAUGUUCAAGAAUCACGAUCGAGCACAGAGAAGACUCGUGAAAAAUUCAUUUGUUGUGGAAUUGUCGGAUGGCCAUCGAAAAUUGAGGCAUUUGUUCCUUUUCAACGACGUCAUUGCUUGCGCCAAAUACAAGGCAUCUGGCAAAGAAAAAUAUACAUUCGAAUUGAAAUGGUUCAUUCCGAUGGCAGAAGUUGUAGUCAUGGAAGAUGGUAUUGAACCCCGUGAAAAUAGUCCACCAAAUGUGGUUGUACUUAGAUCUCAAGCGUGUACAGUAAGAGAUCAAAUUUUAUGGGAAGAAAAGAACGACGAUAAGAAAAUUCGAAUUGGUGGUAGAGGCGCAGAAAAGAAUCGAAAAAAAUUAGCUGAAUUAGAGGCUCAGUUAGUUUUGGCUUCUCCAAAUCUCAUUUUGAAAGUUGCACAAAAAAAUUCUAAUCGCAUUCAAAAUUCGUAUACAUUUUUUUUGUCGAGCGAAUUCGAAAGAUCGCAAUGGAUCGAAUCAAUCGAAGCGCUCCAGCAGAGUGGCCAACCUCCAGGUCAUCUUCCUCUCAAUAUGUACGAUUUGAAAGCAUGGAUUGCAGCAUGUCGAACUUAUCUUCAAACCGACAUGGGAAGUUACCUCUUGAGAUCUGGACGAGACGAAAGCUUAUUACUUGGAGACUUACAUUUAACGUUGGUAGGAAUUGCUCCACCUGGAUUAGAUAGGCCAGGCGAUUUCUAUAUCGUAAUAGAGGUUGAUAGCUAUGGUCAUUAUUUUAAGAGGGCAAAAAGUCACAUAGCUCGAGGUCAAACUCCUAAUUGGGCACAAACUUUUGUAGUCGAAUUAGAAGGAAGUCAAAACGUUCGAAUUUUAUUGUACGAGGAAUGUGGUAACAGAUCAGUUUUAAGAGGAAAAUGUGCUCAACGUUUGAGUACGUCUUGGCUUCUUGGAGAUGUAGUUAAAAGGUCAUUGAGUUUGGGACCGGCUACAUUAGAUGUCUCUCUUAAAUUUGUUCCAAGUGAAGUUACCCUACGACGAGUGCCUUCUGCCAAGCCCCAAGGUCUUUUUGGUGCAAAAAUACAAUUAGUCUGCAAACGAGAAAAGCGUGAAGUACCCUUCAUCAUAACUGCUUGUGUGCGAGAAGUUGAAAAGCGAGGAAUGGCAGAAGUUGGACUUUAUCGAGUUUCUGGUUCAGCAUCAGAUUUAGCUAAGCUACGAAAAUCAUUUGAAAGUAACUCGUAUGAAGCGGAGCAAUUAUUGAAAGAAGUGGAUGUGCACUCAGUCACAGGAGUUUUAAAACUGUACUUGCGAGAGAUGCCCGAAGCAUUGUUCACAGACGCUUUGUAUCCAGCCUUCCUUGAUGCCUUCCAAACUGGUGAGCUGUCACGUGGCAACGCCUUACGGCGCGUCUACGACGGUUUGCCUCAGAUUAACAAAGCCGUAAUCGAUUUCCUUUUGUCGCAUCUCGUGCGUGUCAAUAAAAACGAGGCCCAGAACAAGAUGUCCCUACACAAUCUAGCAACUGUUUUUGGGCCAACUUUACUGAGACCAGGUACGAGCAAUAGAAACGACGCCAAAAAUCGGGAUCCACUCGCAGCUGGAACUGUUGACGUCAUGGCUCAGGCCGGCAUCCUCUACUGUUUUUUACAGUUGCAGGUGCAUCAAAAUAAUCAAUCUUCACUCUAGUCGAUACGCGCCGAACGUGGUGCGAUUUUACUGCUCAUUUUUAAUAUAAUUUCUUAUUUCUUUAAUGAAUCUAAAGAACGAUAUUCUGAAUGUGUAAACGGAUAGGCACUUGACCGCUUUUAAUUAGAUCAUCGUGUGUUUAAAAAGAGCAUUUUUUAACUUUGCAAUAAUUACAAGUAUUGGCUUCAUUCUUUACAUAUGCUGUGCUAAAUUUAAAAACGACUGUAAUUACAUCUAAGUUUCUGAAAAUAGCAUAGAGUUAUUAGUACCACUAAUAAUCGAUGAGAAUUGUUGGUGUUAUUAAAAUCGUAAUUGUCCGAUAAUAUGUUUAAUCAAUAUCGUCGAUCGAGUGGAAAAUUUUUUGAACAAGUAUCUAUUUAAAGCAGGAUAGAGUAUCCUUGUCUUAAUCCCUUGAACCUUUGUAGCUGAAUGAAAUUCAUAUGAAUUCUUGUACAAUGUGUAUUUUCUUAACAUAAUAUUAUAUAACAUAAUAAUAGUCUUCUACGCAGACGCAUUUUUUAGCAGCUUCUACCCGAAUUAUUAUAAAUAUGUAUAAAUGUAAGUGCGUAAACCCUUAUAAAGGGUGCGUUACGUUACGUGAACGAACAUUUCGUAAUUAUAUUCACAUUCACUAAAGUGAUAAGAUAUAUUUUUUAUUCCGCGUUUGUAUAUUAUCGUAUUAUACAAUAAAAAAACUCAAGAUACAAAAUUUACAAA
Molecule: messenger RNA, 4440 nt
Organism: Trichogramma pretiosum
Lineage: Eukaryota; Metazoa; Arthropoda; Insecta; Hymenoptera; Trichogrammatidae
Gene: RhoGAP1A
Product: active breakpoint cluster region-related protein
Exons: 13
Coding region: 478-3723 (1081 amino acids)
Biological process (GO): positive regulation of GTPase activity; protein phosphorylation; intracellular signal transduction
Cellular component (GO): membrane
Molecular function (GO): guanyl-nucleotide exchange factor activity; GTPase activator activity; protein serine/threonine kinase activity
Source: RefSeq, a predicted model, not a curated record